Messenger RNA from Anopheles stephensi (Asian malaria mosquito), 4534 nucleotides. RefSeq names its product ARL14 effector protein. NCBI's taxonomy places the organism in Eukaryota, Metazoa, Arthropoda, Insecta, Diptera, Culicidae. The transcript has a single exon. Bases 68 to 637 code for a protein of 189 amino acids. Gene Ontology annotation, cellular component: intracellular membrane-bounded organelle. The record is from RefSeq and is a predicted model, not a curated record.
AAACAAAACAUACCAAUUGGCUGUAAACAAUCGUGAUUAAAACGGCCCCAAACAAAACAGUUCCUCGAUGGACGAUUUCGUGCUGAACAUAUCGGACUCGUCUGAUGAAAACGAUACACCGGAACGGGCGGGGCUUACCGUAACACCGGAAGUGAAAGGCACAACCAGCACCGGCACCAUGAAUUCCGGCAACAGAAAAUCCCCCGAUCCUGAGGAGAAAAGUGAUGCUGCUAGCGAUAGCAACAGUAAAGCCAUCGAAAACAACGAAAACGAUCUGAACGGGACGAAAAAGGGGCGAACGAAGCGUGGCCAACGGAACCGGCUGUUUGACGAAAAUUCCAAAUUCCUGGCCGAUUUCGAUCCGGGCAAAUCGCAGCGAGAAAAGCGCAAGCUGGAGCGUAACGUACGCGCCGCAACGAAGCAGAUCGGACUGUACAACGAGCAUGGCGUGCUGCGCAGCAAUGGGGUUGAUUUGUGCGACUGUCUGACCAGGAACUGUCCCGGGUGUCACAUGCCGUGCCGGGACUGUGGCGGUAGCAAGUGCGGGACAGUGUGCCGGAAGCAUCGCAAGUGGAUGUACGAACGGGUGGAGGUGGACGCGAAGGAUGUGGUGAAGGAAAAUCCGUUCAAACCCUAGGCCGGGCGGAGGUUUUGUGUAGAAUUAGUUUAUUGUUUCCAACUGCCGUAUGGUCGUAUGUAUAGUUUUACACAUUCAGUAAUAAAUUACACUAGCGGCAUGCCCUGCCGACGAAGAAUCGUAGCUUCUCGCUGCCCUCCCCCCGCGUUGUGUGGGUAAUAAUACUAUUAUAGUACAUCAUAUCGUUUAAAUACUGAGUAGCGGAGAGGGACCCAUUAAGUAAGAUAGUUUCGUUAGUCUUCGUCCUACGUUACCUGGACGCACGAUCACAUUGUACACUGGUUUGCAAGUAUUUACAUUCACAAACAAUCGUUACAGCUACUAUCCACCGUAAGCCGGAAGCGUGCCUAGGAAGCGAGCUAGAAUAGGCUAGAAUGUGUCCUUGUAAGCGGUUCUUUGGUUUUUGGUUUGGGAUGCGUUUCACGUUACACAGACAACAGUACACAGAGACAGUACAGGCAGAAAAUGUACAGGCGGCAAUGGAACUAGGACAGAGAUAGCAAAACAGCAGAUCGAUCGCCUAGAGUCGAUCGUGACAUACAAAAAUGCUACACUUACUAAACGGUGGUCUAGCAACGCGCAGGACACAAGCACGGGAACAUUGGGUGUGCAGUUGCCUUGUCCCAGGACAGUGGGACUUUAGUAAUACUUCUCCUAUACUGCUACUGUUGACGGUUGAUAAUCUUUUGGUAGGACUAAAGAAAGGGAAAAACUCGCCUUCCAUUAAUGCUCUCUCUCUAUUCCGUAUGACUAGCUCCUAAUUAGCUUGCUAACGACAUCUCCUACAUGAACGUACAAGCGCACGGGACAGGUAUUGUGGAUAGUUUUUUUUUGCUGUGAUCUUUGAUUUUCUAGCUGUAACGGUGGCGCGCUUGUCUUUAAAUGAUCUCACGCACACACACAGAUUGAGAUUACAAAUAUAGUUUGGGCGUAAUACAUAGAGGUACGAACGGGGAUCCCACCAAAAUAAUAAUAGAACCCUUGGGGGAAAGGUCGGAUUCUCCCAGUGGCAUGGGUGGGUUUUCCGCGUUCUCUCGCCCAUUCCAAUACAUGCAUAAUAAAAAUACAUCCAUGGUUAAGAACACGGGUUUUGCAUCGGUUUUUGUUUGUGCUACAUAGGUUGUGUAUGACUGCUCUGCUUCAAUAUAGCUUCCUUCAAUAACAUAUACAUGUAUGUGCGCAUCAUCGUUUCCCUUUGGUUUGGUUUUUCCCAUUUAAAUUCUUACUAGUGCCCCGUUUGGUCCGAAUGUUUGUGUGUUCUUUGCAGGCAAUAAGUACCAUUAAUUACAAGUCUUUGUUUUGUUAUUUUAAAUUACACCACACUCCUAUCAGUGUCUGCUCUCAGCCGGCGCUCAAAUAUGUUAGCGGUUUAAAUAUGUUUGCUUUUUUGUUGUUGCUUUCGUACAUUUUGCGAACAAAAGGAGGUGAGAAAUUUGAUAAUAAGAGAAAAGAGGAAAAUUUAAGGAAUUAGUUGUACAGGAUGCGGCAGGAAAUAAGGCAAUUUUAGACCAAUUUUAGUACAAAACUGUUUUUGGGCGAUUUCCGACUAGAACUGCCUUCAGGAGAUUCGAAGUAAUAUAAUAUUUUAAUUGUAAAGCAGAGGCUCGCUCUGAUCACGCCCAACGAGAUCGUCAAGCAUGUCUGCGGGAAAGUCUUACGCAGUGAUAGUGUAGGGAGGCGCCGGACCAAAGACCAUACCAGUACUCCUAGAAAGAACUUUUAUGCGAGCCUGUAGAACGUUUAAAAACCUACAAUUGACUCCAUCGACAGUUUGUUUUUCUUUGUUGAUCAAAUGAUAGAACAAUGAUCCUGCUAUCAUCUAACAGGCUUUUCAGUAUAAAGAAUAUCUCGGGACAGCGCGUCUCACUUCACCAGACAAACUUGAGGAAGCUACUCGAGAUAGGUGUAGGUUGAGAUUCAAAUUGAGCUUGGUUAACGGGAUUUCUAAGGACGACGUGCUUCCCAGGUGGAUGGCCAAAUUUUCUGCAGCUCAAAGCGUUGCAGUACAACAGAGUGGGGGCCAUGUUACAUACAUGGUCAAAUCGAUUUGAUGGCCAACGAUUGCUGAUGGGAAAAGGUAAAGUUAUGGCCCAUAGGUUUUUUGAAUCUUUAGUAGUCCUACAAAGGACUACGCUCAAAGCACCUUUUCUAGCUUCUGAUGUCAUUUUUGAACUUGGUUGUUUGAAUUAAAAAAAAGCGUUGAGGGACCUCAUUUAAUUUUAAAAGGCCUUAUAAACUUGAUAGGAUUUUAUAUCAUUUCUGAAGUAUAAAUUUUCCAAUUUUUCUUGCCACGUCCUGUACUGUGGUGGAUUUUAGAAGCUGAUGAGUUUAAAAAAAGAUUUAAAUUAAUUUUUAAAAUCACUGGCGCAAGUGGUAAAUGAAUGACGAAUGGCUCAUAAAUAAUGAUAUUCAGCUUACGAUAGUCGCACUAUGUACAGCAGCUAUGCGGCAUUAUUUAUAUCAUAUUAGAAUUUACCAUUAAUUUGAAGAUGUUUUAUCAGUACUGUACAAUUCGCUAUACUACACGCUUAAAGUUAAGGUCAGAUCCAUAUUUAGGAGAAACACACAGUUCGAUAGUUUUUUUUUUAAAUAUCGUUCCCCUUUUGCUCUCCCUCCCUCUCUCCCUAUACAGACGACAUCCACACGGACAUGGUUCUCGUUAUCUGCUACACCGUAUUGUAUAAAAACAGCUUUAGGCCUCAAACUACUGCUCACCCCGGACCACCGCAUAUACCUGACCGCUUAUCCCGGUGGAGGCUGACGCAUCCCUCCGUUCGUGAACCACCGGAAAACCGUCAUCCACCGAGAGCGGCGCAGGAUAGCGUUACCGAUGGGUCGAUUGGUUAAAAGUAUGCGCACAGGAAACGGUGAAGUGACACGAGUGCUUCAUGAGUGAGAAGGAAUGGCUCUUCUGGUGCGAAAAGCACAUCGACUUGCUGCCGCGUCCCUCGUUCAAUCAAUCCCGCUCUGAUGCAUUUGACUAGGUGAUGAUAUACUAUCUUAGUUAUUGUUUCGCUAUCUAAACGGCCCAGAACGGUACCCUUGCUUUCCCAUUUCGUCCGCCAUUUUGGUGUCUAUAGAUUCUGAUGUAUCGCUCUAUAUAGGAGCCCCCGUUUUGCUCUCAGCACGGCUCGCUUAGAAUCUACGUUGCUACGAGCGUACGCUAAUAGUGUUUCAUCUUAAGCUACUUUAGAAUUUCAGUUGUUUAUUAUCAUUAGCUUAGCGUCCUUAGCUUAUAUCGUACAGGCUCAAACCAUCCAAGCAGCUGUCCUGUGUCUUGCUUCCUGUCCUCCAAUCAGUACACAAUUAAAUUGGUCUCUGGGUUAUACAUAUAAAUACGCUAUGCUAUAUACCUCUAUCAUGCCGCGAACCGUUGCGGGCUCGAUUUUGAUUACUAUUUAAUCGUUAGUUUUGUUAACUGCUACUGUGGUGUUUGUUUUGUUUUUUCCCCCUUUUGUUUCGAAGUAAAAAACAAAAAACGUUUCUAACGAAAUUGAAAAUACUGCGUAGCGUAAAUGCAUGCGUAGCGGCCGGUGCUGCGAUGAUCUGGCUGAUGCGAAUUAAAACGUUUUGCUUAGGUAGAGAACAGCUCUGCUUACAGCUAUCUGCUAUCGUUUAGGUCUAGUUUGCGCUAAUGCUACAACAUCAUGUACACAAAUACAUCCCACUUAUACGUAUUCGAUAGUAUUCGGUCGGAGAUAUUCUUAACUGGUCUUCUUUUUUUUGUUCUUGAUGACCGAGUUGUGAUUAGCAAAACACUGCGAAAACAAUAUCCUUUAAUAUGAGAUUUAGGUUUUACGAUAGAUCUAUAAUAUGUACAGAUCGCCCGUUAGCCCCUGGCGGAAGGGACAUGGCGUUCGCUGUAUUGGUUGAGUGAGAUUCAACAACACGAUCGUU